UCAGUUACCAACAGACCGUGCGAUCGUUCGCAUCGGAGACUUUGAGAAGCAGGAACGAGAGAAAGAGACCUCGGUAUAUGUGUAUGAAUGCGCGCGAGAGAGAGAUCGAGAUAAAAGUGCAAAAGAACGCGAGAGACGUGGAGAGAAAAAGAGAGAGAGACACGUUACAAGGCAUGCCGCACAGUCUCGCCUGAACAAAGGAAGGCUCCCUCAACCGAGGGUCGUUUCCGAUCGACGAACCGUCGGUUCCCCUUCGUUCGCCUUCGGCGCGCCUCGUGCGGCACAAGCAUUUACGAAGCGGUCAGUCACGUAGCAGCGGCCGAGCUGUGAGGAACAAAGAACGGAAGGAACAGAAAGAGAGAGUGUGCCAGCGAGAAGGAAGCGUACGUCUGUGUGAACACCGGCUCGCCCCGGUGAAUAAAACAAAGGGAAAUUGACCAGUAUUAUUGUGCUCGUUACACGCAGUUUCGUUCGUACGAAGGAAUUUCCAAUUCUGUCGGAGCGUUUUCGUGCACGAUACACGUUAUCGUUUCGCGUCGUGUCGUGUCGUGCCGUGUCGUUACAAACCCGAAGUUGACUCGAAUGCCGAAGAGGCGCUCUUUUCGCGUGUGUGCCCUUUCGUUCUCGUGUUCGCGAGCCUACUCGUCGAUCGAAGCAAGUUUCAGACAGCAAGCUGGAGAUUUUUAAUUGCCGGUCCUGUGCGUGCGGUGAGAAACGAAUUAUAGGACGUACCGGCGACCUAACCUAGAACGACCGCUCGCCGAGGGGUAGAUCGCCGCGCGUACACGUUCUUAAACAUUCGCGCGCGUACCGAAGCCACGGUGACGAAUAUAUAAAGACAAAAGUGACUGGAAGACAAGAGUCUCUGUUCGAUAUCUUUUUCUACUCACCUUUACUUUUAUGUGACAUGUCGUGCUACGAAUACGCAGUGUACGCUUGAAAAUAUACGUACGGAAUUGUUUGAUCGAAAAGAAGCGUUCUUCCGUUCGACUACGUACGGAUUAUCCUCGUUUUUACGGUGAGUUUUGUGGUAUUCUCGAGAGACGCUGCUGCGGAACUAUAAAUCUGUGGAAGCCAUUGCAAGGUUUGCCAGAAUUACGCAUUCAGGGGAUGCCGGUUGACUGAAGAUGGCCUCGCCGACACUCUCGCUGGAAUCGCGCGCGAAUUCCAUCGGAUCCCUGGCCUCGCUGUCCCCGGUCACAGUGAGCGGCAGUUCUCCGCCUGCGAGCGACUCGGCGAUCUGCGACGUCGACAGCUGCGACCUUUGCCUCGAUUCACAGAAACCUGGAGAAGCGCCCUGCCCCCGGUGCCGCUUAGGAAGCGCCGCCGGCGUCCGCUGUACCGGCUGUAAAUCCACCGAAUCCGACGCUGUAGCGCGUUGCUUCGACUGCGCGAAUUUCCUCUGUCCGAAUUGCGUGAUGGCGCAUCAGUUUAUGCACUGUUUCGAGGGCCAUCGAGUCCUGAACUUGGGCGAUUCCAAAUUAGAAACGGUCACCAGCUCAACCAGUAACAGCGAGAUGCCGAAGAACAACCUGGUCGUUAACGGUGGCAACAGCAACGGCGAGAAAGUGCUCUUCUGUUCCCGUCACAAACAAGAACUACUGAAAUACUUCUGUCGCACCUGUACGGUGUUGGUCUGCAAGGAGUGCACUAUCACCGAUCAUCCUGGUCCGUUGCACGAUUGCGCGCAUAUCUCCGAGGUCGGCACGCAGCAGCUCGAGGCGAUGGCGAGAGUGGUCCAGGAGUGUCGAGCCAAAGCGGCGGACGUGAGGGCCGCCAUCAAGGCAGCGGAUCACGGUGCAGCCCGGCUGCAAGUGCAAUAUCACAAAGCGCAAAACGAGAUCAAUGACACGUUCCAGUUCUACAGAUCAAUGCUGGAGGAGCGCAAGCAAGAGCUGUUGAAGGAGCUCGAAUCGGUAUUCUCGACCAAGCAGAUAUCUCUGGGCGUCCUGACGCAAAAGGCCAACGACAUGGCCGAUAAAAUGCUCCAAACCUGCGAAUUUGUUGAAAGAUUGACCAAAUACACAACCGUUACCGAGGUACUGAUGGUUAAAAAACUUCUGGACUCCAAACUUCAGCUGCUAUUAAAUUACACCCCGGACAUCGCCAACCAAACCGUGGACCUUGAGUUCGUGAGUAAUUAUCAAGCCAUACAAGUUGGUGUACGAAACACAUUUGGCUACGUUCGAAGUAACAACGAGAACAAUGCUGGACCCAUUGGAAAACAGCCACCUAUCGCUCGACCAACAGCGCUUACGAGCAACGGUAAUGGCGGAAACAAUGUUAAUAACGGACCAACUAACGCUGGCUCUUUGGGAGGCCUUCUUCUGGACCGACCCUACAGCAACGGCCUGAUAUCCAACUCGACCUGCACCUCAACGUCGCCCUCGUCCUUCGACACCAAUAGCAGCGUCAUCACCAAACGUUUCAGCUCGGCGAACAGCCUCGGUCCAUUCUCCACGACCAUCAGCGACCUGAAUUUGAAUGGCAUGAACGCGAAUCCCUACGAAAAAUGGAGCAACGGAGGCAGCGAUGCUUACCCGGUCGUCACCACGAAUGACCACUUCCCGAUGCCGGCAUCCGUCGCCGUCGCGGCAAACGCCGCUUCUGGAGAUUCUGUUCUCGACCUAACCACGAAGCUCAUGUCUGCCGCGGCGAUAUUCCCACCUAAGUCACAGAUUAAACGACAGAAGAUGAUUUAUCAUUGUAAGUUUGGAGAGUUUGGAGUCAUGGAGGGUCAAUUUACCGAACCGUCUGGAGUAGCAGUGAACGCGCAGAACGACAUUAUUGUCGCCGACACGAACAAUCAUCGCAUCCAGAUCUUCGAUAAGGAGGGCAGGUUCAAGUUCCAGUUCGGAGAGUGCGGCAAACGGGAUGGCCAACUGUUGUAUCCGAACAGAGUAGCCGUAGUGAAGACGUCCGGUGAUAUCAUCGUCACCGAACGCUCACCGACGCAUCAGAUUCAGAUAUAUAAUCAGUAUGGUCAGUUCGUGCGCAAAUUCGGGGCGAACAUUUUGCAGCAUCCGCGCGGGGUGACGGUCGAUACGAAAGGACGCAUCGUCGUCGUCGAGUGCAAGGUGAUGCGCGUGAUAAUUUUUGACCAGGCCGGCAACGUACUCCAGAAGUUUGGAUGCUCAAAGCACCUGGAGUUCCCGAACGGUGUGGUCGUAAACGACAAGCAGGAGAUAUUCAUUAGCGACAAUCGUGCCCACUGCGUGAAAGUGUUCAACUACGAGGGCGCCUAUCUGCGCCAAAUUGGCGGAGAAGGGAUCACGAACUACCCUAUCGGGGUAGGCAUCAACGCAGUCGGCGAAAUACUGAUAGCAGACAAUCACAACAACUUCAACUUGACGAUCUUCACGCAAGACGGUCAACUGGUGUCCGCCCUCGAGAGCAAGGUCAAGCACGCCCAGUGCUUCGACGUCGCCCUGAUGGACGACGGAUCGGUCGUGUUGGCCAGCAAGGAUUACCGACUUUACAUUUAUCGUUACGUACAAGUACCGCCGAUCGGCAUGUAGAGCAUCGACAAGCCGCGACGCCGGCGAUGAUCGUCGACCGUCGUACUCAUCGUUGCCGUCGUCUCGACGGCUCCCAGACCAGGAUCUCAUCGAUCAUUUUUAAUAUUACACUUGCCUAUCUUCUUCUUCGCCCACCUAACAUCACCGCUCGUGCUCACUUCGCCUAUCUACCUUCGCCCGCUCGACCCACCUUACUCCCGCCGAUCACGAGGAACGAUCUGUAAGCGCACACGAGCGAAACCAAGUGUUAAUCGAGUUAUCGAGACUCAAUACGACGGGUUUUACUUUAUCGGCUACUUUCGCGCAACUUACGUUGAUCGCGAGUCCUCGACGUUUCCUGGAACAAAGAAAAACGAGGGAAAAAGGGGAGAAAAGGAAAGUACCCGAUGGUGAAUGAACGCUCGCGCGACCCGUACGCAUGCGCGAUCGCGUCUCCAACUAGUGUGCAUGCGCACGCUGCCGCGCACGCGCACGACACGUUAAAGGAUGAAAGCAUCAGAGGCGAUUUCGGGAACGCCAAUUUUGUUGCGUGCGUUUACGUACGCGAACACUGAAAGCCACACGAGACGCGUUAAAGCGCGUACACGCGGAAAAACUUACUUGUUAAUGUUGUUAUAUCUGAAAAUACUGUUGUUGUUGUUUAGUUGUAGAGCUCGCCGCCGCUAGUCACUCCACCCUGUCCUAACCUCUCUCGUGCCGCCGUCCCGUCCCUCGUCAAUCCUUUCCCCGAUCCGAUUUUUUUAUUUUCUACUUUCGUGCAAAACUUCCUUUUUUCCUUCUCGAUCGAAAGCAAGCGAGGGGCGUUUUCUUUUUUUGUUUUCUCUAUCGGAUGUAUCACGUUCCUACACGUAUCUUCCUGGAAUCGUGCGAACGAACGUAUACCCGUCCGGUUCUUCUUCUGACUGUCGAUUCUUUCGAUUUGGCUUGGGACUUAAACUCGGCUUACUUAUUCUUCGUUUUUAACUCUGAUCCAAAGCGAAAGAAUUCCGCCAUUUUGACGCCGCUGGAUCGCAGAGAAUCGAGGCGCACGAGAGCUUGUUUCGUCGCUCUCUCUCUAUCUCUUCCUCUCACGUACGAGCAUACGAAAAUAAUAAAGAUAGCACGAAGUAAGGUGGUCAUUUUGUUUAGGAACAGUUUCGAUCGACGUCCGGCCGUUUAACGACGUUCGUUUCGAGAUUCUCCAGUUUAACGGACAUCGAUGGUCCUUUCCCACUCAAUCCUUUCCCUUCGUCCUCACACGUCGUUUUAUUAUUAUUUCUUUUUUAAGUGAUUAAGCGAAUAUACGUACGUGUUUUUUUUUCCUUCUUGACGAAGCAUUUGAUAACUAUGACAGUGACGCAACAGUCCAACGCCGUUUACUUUGACCUUCUCUUAGUUCCCUUUCAUUUCAUUCUCUUUUGUUUUGCUUAAGUUUGUUUCUGUUGUUUGUUCCGUUCCCUUGACGAUCGGUUACACAAGGAUUAUGUAGUCCUCGUCACGAGACAAUGUCAUAAUUGUUUCGUCAUCUUGUAAUGCGCACGUGGGCCUUACGAACGACGUUGACGCGCGUGCACGUGCGUUGUUGGUCAGAGCCAAUCAGAGCCUGCCUGCGCAGAACAAACUGCGUAGACGUACCUUUUCCCGUGACGAGGACUAACUCGUGUUGCGAAGGAAGAUGAGAAGCAAGAAACGUUCUCUUUUAAUUGAAAUAUCCAUUGAAAGGAGUUGACAUUCUCUUUUUUUCUUUCCUGCUCGUCUUCCGAUCUUCGAGGUAACAAAAAUGUUUGAUCGACGAACGAUAAACCGUCGAUCCAACAUUUUGUUUCUAUUAUUCCUUCGACCCGAUCUUUAAUCGUAGUGGUGUUAACGUAGCGAGUAGCCGUAGUGAGUUAUGGUAACGACGUAAGGAACUUUCAUUUCCUGUGCCUGCUCUCUUUUUUGUAAUUUUGAGUACCAUCUUGCCCCCUCUCCCGUCAAAAUUACCCCUCACCACCACCUUCAUCCAAAACCGACGCUAUUAUUUACCUUGCUGUUUUUAAACAUUCAAAAUUGUGUAUCAUUUCUUUAGUACCAUCAGUAAAAAACGAAUUUGCGUUAGGGACUUUUUUUGAAUUUGAUUGUAUAUUAUUAAUAUAUUUUGUUGGACGAGUCGACGAUGAAAGGAGCCACGAUAGCUCUAUGCAUGUUUGCUAUUAAAUUUUUUUUAAUAGUAAAAUUUAUUAUUAUUAUAUUAUAUUAUUCUAUUAUUAUUUUUUAUUAUUAUCACCGUCAUUAUCAUCAUUACCAUCAUCAACGACAUUAUUAAUUAUUAUUAUUAUUAUUAUUAUUAAUAUUAUUAUUAUUGUAUGUAUGUGUGAAUGUAUGUACGCAUUAUGAUUUUUAUAUAUUCAUUUAAGUGCCUCGACACCACGGGUCACGAAAGCGUUACAAUCUUUUUAAAGCAUAUCUCUGAUACGAGGAACGUAACAUCUUUCAAAGAAAAGAUCAAGAAAAGUGUUAUUUGUAACGAGGCUAGCUGGCGUUCGUUCAUUAAAAAAUGAGUUCACGAAUUAUACGAAGAAGUUUCGAGAUGGUGGAAAAUUUUCUAGCGUGUCGAAUAUUAACCCUCAAACGACGGGUCAACGAAUCACUAACAACUCAGGGUUGGAUCUAGAAGUUUCUCUCAGCGAAAUUAUUUUUCUCGAUAAACGUAGGAGUCUAAACAAUAAUUUAUUGUACUAAGAAAGGAAAGAAGCUCGAUUGGCCACUGUAAUUUUAGUUUACAAUCUGCAACAAAUGUUUGGAGAAUUGCGAAAUUUUCUGAAGUGGUAAAUUAGGGCGUUAUCGUUCACUGGAUACGACCCUGGAACAAUUCAAAUUUGAUUUUGAACACUUACCCAUGUUCGUUAUUUCAAUUUUGAAUUAUUCAUUCAGAUAUUUCGUAAUGUAAAUUAAUUUCUAUAAAAUUUUGAAAUUUUUAUCGCUAUGGCCACUUACUCAUUUUUGUUGCCACUAACAUAAUGGAAAUUUUUCCAUUUAAAAAAUAAUUUUAAACUGAAAAUUGAUUAAUCUUGAUACAGAAACCUGUCAUAGAUGUAAUUUAAAAAUUUGACAAUUUCAAUCAACGCAAAAAUGUUUACAGUAUAAAAUGUUAUUUACUUAGAAAUUAAAAGCUAAAUUUAAAUUUCUUUUUUGUAAACUAACAGGAGUUAAAAAUUUAAUUUUGCUGAGGGAUCCAAAGCGUAGUGACUGACAACGUUUUUGCAAUAUUUUUGCAAAAAUUUGAAAGUGUACAAUGUUGAUCGAAAAUCUGAGUUAUGUCCGUCGUUCGGUGGUUGACUCAUGCGCCUUAAAACUACCCGGAAGUUCUGGAAAGUCUUGCAGCCAUUCCAAAAUUUUCGGGCCAUUCAGAAACGAUAUUUAAUGUCAAAUCGGAAGAAUUGUUGAAUCGACAGUUGCUCUCACAGUUUACGAACCGUUGUUAUAUAUUUUCUCUUUUCGACAACUUUAUUUUCUACUCCGAUAAUAGAUGUUUUGUUUGUUUGAAUGGCGAGAUAUUCGUGAACUAAACUAGCAACUGUUUUGUCCUAUAAAAUGAAUUGAACAGGAUUCAAAAGAUGUUUUGUACAAAAACGUUGAGAAAUUUAAUCGAAAUUAGAUCAACGAUUAGUAAACAUUUGACAUAUAAGAUUUCUUUGAUUUAGAUUGUUCAAAUUAGAUAUUAUUCAUUAAUUAAACUAACGUAGUUGAUUAAUGAACGAAAGAUUGAGUUCGAAGAUUCUUAUGUUCAAAACGAAUGACGAAAAAUGUUUUUAACCCAUAACUGAUGUGGCGGCCAUUUUGUAGAAAAUGUGGCUAGGUACAUAGUAGUAUUACAAGAUUUAUAAGUGUAGUAAAACGAGCUUAUUCGACUUCAGAAUUCUAUGCUUUUGAGUAAAAUUUACAGCACAGUUACAACUGCUUUUUUACGCAUAAGAGUCUGAAGUAUACUGCAACGACGCAUGCGCAGAGCGCAAUGUUUAGAAUGGAAAAAGUAAAGCUGUACUGAGUUUCUUUUAAUAAUCUUGAGGGACCCAUUGAAAGAUAAUAAUUUAUAACUACAAUUCUUUAUUUAAAAAAUAACUCAGCUAUAUUUGUUAACAAAUUAUUGGAUUCCACAUUACCAGUUAUGGGUUAAAUGUAAGAAAAAAUGGCAAGUGGUAUGUAGGAUGACAAGAGAAGUAGUGGUCAAGUUUUGGUACCAUACUCUACGUUUAAAAAUUCAAGACUCAUACUUUUUUUAUCUCCAAUUUAUGAAAAACUACCUCAAUACCUACCAAACAAGUUUUACAAAAUUAAAUAUAUAAACACUUUUCUAUUUUCUAUAUAAUAUGACGUGGAUUAAAUUUUUCCAUAAUUUUUGUCCCACUCUAUACUUUCCAUUUUAAAAAAUAGGAUAUGCUACCAAAAUUUACGUAUUUUGUCACCCUUCAUACCUCUACGCCACGAAAGAAAUUUUAUGCGCUCUAUAUUGUCAAAGUGCAGUAGAACCACGUAUUUUCCUUGGAGAGGCUUUUCAAUCUCUUAUGAUCGGAGAUCCACUUUUGAAGAUAUUAAUAUUUCGCAACUUACUUGCAAUGAAUAUUUAUAACAAAUGAAGGGGAGGUCAUCGACCUGAUUUGUAGACUGGCAGGAGGUCAAAUGGGAAAUAUUGCUUUACUAUUAUUAAUAUUUAACUGAUCCACCAAAAAUUACCUCGUGAUCGACUAAAGGAAACCCACACGACGAGGAUCUGAGUGCCAGAUAAAUUCCCAUUUGGGAACGCCUCUUAUUCAGGCAUGCGCGUAACGACAGUGAACGGCCUUUAAAAGCGAUAAAUUCCUACUUGGAAACACACCUCAUACUUGCGCGUGUAGCAUUACUUGAAGAGUGGGGAGAACGCGUGUGCCACUAUCGCUUGGUAAUCUUCUGCCAAACCCCUAGAGCUCGUAGCGCAGGAAAAUAUAAAAAUUCUACUGUAACUCAAUAAUUCAUCAUUCGUUUUCGAAACCUGAUAGGGGUUUAUAAUUCAUCUUUCGUUUACUUAUUCGAAUCUACGAAACAAUGAAACCAUCUCGUUGUUAUGUUUGCAAAAAUGGCAUUGUUUAGUUAAACUUUGUCAGUUUGAUUU
Molecule: messenger RNA, 8625 nt
Organism: Megachile rotundata (alfalfa leafcutting bee)
Lineage: Eukaryota; Metazoa; Arthropoda; Insecta; Hymenoptera; Megachilidae
Gene: brat
Product: tripartite motif-containing protein brain tumor
Molecular function (GO): zinc ion binding; mRNA 3'-UTR binding; protein binding
Source: RefSeq, a predicted model, not a curated record